Messenger RNA from Parnassius apollo (apollo), 435 nucleotides. Lineage: Eukaryota; Metazoa; Arthropoda; Insecta; Lepidoptera; Papilionidae. The record is from the annotation of a GenBank genome assembly.
AUGCCGCACGCUGCUGCAGCCGUACGCCGCGCCCUACUUCAGCACCGAGCCGCCGCACUCGCCCGACUGAGUGCAGUGCACCGUGCCCCGCGUGCCGCACGCUGCUGCAGCCGCACGCCGCGCCCUACUUCAGCACCGAGCCGCCGCACUCGCCCGACUGAGUGCAGUGCACCGUGCCCCGUGUGCCGCACGCUGCUGCAGCCGUACGCCGCGCCCUACUUCAGCACCGAGCCGGCCGCACUCGCCCGACUGAGUGCAGUGCACCGUGCCCCGUGUGCCGCACGCUGCUGCAGCCGUACGCCGCGCCCUACUUCAGCACCGAGCCGCCGCACUCGCCCGACUGAGUGCAGUGCACCGUGCCCCGCGUGCCGCACGCUGCUGCAGCCGCACGCCGCGCCCUACUUCAGCACCGAGCCGCGGCACUCGCCCGACUGA